AUGUACAACGAUGUAAAAGCUAUGCCGCUCAGUAACAAUACUAUUAGCAGAAAAAUAUAUGGAAUGGGUAAAUAUAUUCAAAAACAACUUGUUGAAAAGCUGAAAACAAGAAAUUUUUCAGUGCAAGUGGAUAAAUUAACUUUGAGAGACAUUGAGGCAGUAUUGAUACUCAUAUCAUGUGCUGCUGAUGGUGCUCCUAAUAUGAUGGGCAAGAAAAAUUCCUGCUUAAAAUUUAUGAAAGAUGCGAAUCCAGAAAUAAUUCUUGUGCAUUGUGUUAUUCAUAGGGAGAACUUAGUAGCUAAAAACAUCUCGCCUGUUAUAAAUAACGCACUAUAUUCCGUAAUAAAGUCUAUUCCGUCUAUUCAAGCUAUUUUGUGA
This is a messenger RNA of Diabrotica virgifera virgifera (western corn rootworm), 378 nucleotides long. Its product is annotated as protein ZBED8-like. Lineage: Eukaryota; Metazoa; Arthropoda; Insecta; Coleoptera; Chrysomelidae. Bases 1 to 378 code for a protein of 125 amino acids. The transcript has a single exon. The record is from RefSeq and is a predicted model, not a curated record.